Oryctolagus cuniculus (rabbit) is the source of this 1108-nucleotide messenger RNA. RefSeq names its product glycoprotein IX platelet (gene GP9). Lineage: Eukaryota; Metazoa; Chordata; Mammalia; Lagomorpha; Leporidae. The record is from RefSeq and is a predicted model, not a curated record. Gene Ontology annotation, molecular function: protein binding.
AGAUGGAAAUCUAAGUCACUCUCCCUGCUCCGAGGUUCCUGGCCUGCCCGUGGGAGCUGCCCAGCCCACCGCCCUGGAACGCAAACAGGACGGAGGCUACUGCUCCCAUGCUACAGCCGGGGACAGCUGCAACUCAGAGAAACAGCGAGCAGAAGCACGCAUGCCAGGGUCCCCCUGCUGCUACCUCCUGGGCCAGCUGAGGCCCCCUCAGUCCUCCCGGGGGCCUCAGACCGAAGCCCACUGCAGUGCCGCUGGGACCACAGGAAGCCCUUCCAGAAAUCGGUGGGCUGUGGUGCAGCGGCCAAGGCCCAGGCACCCGAGGGCCUCCUGCCUCCGGAGAUAGGGCCCUCCCGGCAGCACUCGGGGGAUAAGCCAGGCUAUUCUGGUCAUUUCCUUCCCUCUCGCGUGGUGGCGGCCACCGCUGCCUCCCAACCGUCUCCAGCCGUGCAGGCCACAGAGAGGGUGCCCAACAGAAGGCCUCACAGCCUGCCUGCCUGAUGCCUGCCUGGGGGGUCCUGGUCCUGCUCUGGGCCACAGUGGAGGCCACCAAGGACUGCCCUGCGGCGUGCACCUGCCAACACCUGGAAACCAUGGGGCUGAGGGUGGACUGCAGGGGCCGGGGGCUCACGGAACUGCCGGACCUGCCAGCCCACACUCGCCAACUCCUGCUGACCAACAACAGCCUGCGCUCCGUGCCCCCAGGCGCCUUCGACCACCUGCCCCAGCUGCAGACCCUCGAGGUGGAGCAGAACCCCUGGCACUGUGACUGCGGCCUCACCUACCUGCGCCUCUGGCUGCAGGACCGCAUGCCCGAGGCCCUGUGGUUCGUGCACUGCGCCAGCCCCAACCCCGCUGCCAACCGCCCGCUGCACAACCUCACGGGCUUCCAGCUGGGCAACUGUGGCUGGCAGCUGCAGACGUCCUGGGCCGGCCCGAGCGCCUGGUGGGAUGUGGCUCUAGGGGCCGUGGCCGUCCUGGGCCUGGCUCUGCUGGCCGCCCUGCUGUGCACCACCGAGGCCCUGGGCUGAGCCAGGUCCCCAGGGCUGCCCCAGGGCACAGAACCCCAGAAACCCCAAAUAAACUGGCAACUCAGCCAUUUUAUUGAGGC